GUGCGGCCGGCCGGCGCGCUGAGGCGCGGAGACCGUCGCCGGGCGACGCCGAGGUCGCAGCGGCCAUGGGGGCCCUAACGAGCCGGCAGCACGCGGGCGUGGAGGAGGUGGACAUCCCGUCCAAUUCCGUGUACCGCUACCCGCCCAAGUCCGGCAGCUAUUUUGCCAGCCACUUCAUCAUGGGAGGAGAGAAGUUUGAUUCCACGCAUCCGGAAGGUUACCUUUUUGGAGAGAACAGCGACCUGAACUUCCUGGGAAACAGGCCAGUGGCGUUUCCUUAUGCUGCCCCACCUCCCCAAGAACCUGUGAAGACUCUGAGAAGCCUCAUCAACAUUCGAAAGGACACACUGAGACUCGUCAAAUGUGCUGAAGAAGUGAAAAGCCAUGGAGAAGAGGCAGGCAGAGCUAAGGUCCACUACAAUGUCGAGUUUACCUUUGACACAGAUGCCCGGGUCGCCAUCACCAUCUACUAUCAGGCCACUGAAGAAUUCCAAAAUGGUAUUGCCAGCUACAUUCCAAAAGACAACAGCCUGCAGUCGGAGACCGUGCACUAUAAGCGAGGAGUGUGCCAGCAGUUCUGCCUGCCGUCCCAUACUGUGGACCCCUCAGAGUGGGCAGAGGAGGAGCUUGGCUUUGAUCUGGAUCGGGAGGUUUAUCCUUUGGUGGUGCAUGCUGUGGUGGAUGAAGGCGAUGAGUAUUUUGGCCACUGCCAUGUGCUUCUGGGCACUUUUGAGAAGCACACAGAUGGGACCUUCUGUGUGAAGCCCCUCAAGCAGAAGCAAGUGGUAGAUGGGGUCAGCUACCUUCUUCAGGAGAUCUACGGGAUCGAAAACAAGUAUAACACACAAGAUUCUAAGGUGGCUGAGGAUGAAGUGAGUGAUAACAGUGCCGAGUGUGUGGUGUGUCUCUCAGAUGUCCGAGAUACCUUGAUCCUGCCCUGCCGUCACCUCUGCCUCUGUAACACCUGUGCAGACACCCUGCGCUACCAGGCCAACAACUGCCCCAUCUGCCGGCUGCCCUUCCGGGCACUGCUUCAGAUCCGAGCCAUGAGGAAAAAAUUGGGCCCUUUAUCUCCAACCAGCUUUAACCCCAUCAUCUCAUCCCAGACAUCAGACUCUGAAGAACAUUCAUCCUCAGAGAAUAUUCCACCAGGCUACGAAGUGGUGUCUCUCCUGGAGGCCCUCAAUGGACCCCUCACCCCAUCCCCAGCAGUUCCUCCACUUCAUGUCCUUGGAGAUGGCCACCUUUCAGGAAUGCUACCAUCAUAUGGCACUGAUGGCCAUCUGCCCCCCGUAAGGACACUGUCCCCUCUUGACCGCCUGUCUGAUUGCAGCAACCAAGGACUCAAACUCAAAAAGAGUCUGUCCAAAUCCGUUUCCCAGAAUUCUUCUGUGCUACAUGAAGAGGAAGAUGAGCACUCUUGCAGUGAGUCAGAGACUCAGCUCUCUCAGAGGCUGUCAGCCCAGCAUCCUGAAGAGGGACGUGAUGUGACUCCAGAGAGUGAGAACCUUACCCUGUCGUCUUCAGGGGCUAUUGACCAGUCGUCUUGCACAGGGACUCCGCUCUCUUCUACCAUCUCCUCCCCAGAAGACCCUGCUAGCAGCAGCCUGGCUCAGUCAGUCAUGUCCAUGGCAUCCUCCCAGAUCAGCACUGACACAGUGUCCUCCAUGUCUGGCUCCUACAUUGCCCCUGGCACAGAAGAAGAGGGAGAGGCCCUGCCUUCACCACUAGCUGCCAGCAGGCCUCCCUCAGAAGGAGAGGGGACACCAGCGGAGUCCCCAGACAGCAAUUUUGCUGGCCUUGCAGCUGGAGAACAGGAUGCAGAGGGAAAUGAUAUCAUAGAGGAAGAGGAUAGACCACCCGUGCAGGAAGACGGCCAGAGGACAUGCGCAUUUCUAGGCAUGGAGUGUGACAAUAACAAUGACUUUGACAUCGCAAGCGUGAAAGCACUGGACAAUAAGCUGUGCUCUGAGGUCUGCUUACCCGGUACCUGGCAGCAUGAUGGUAACAUAGUCAACCGUCACAGUACCCAGUGCCGGCACUUCUCAUCUAGCAGCCCGGAGGACCCUGAAGAGAACAGGCCUCGUGUAUGGGAUCCUUUGGCUGUCUGAGGGCACCUGCACCUGGACCUGGGCUCUCUUCCUGUCCCUGCAUUCCAUCUGUUCUCACUGGACCACAGGCCCUCUGGGCAUCUUCAACAAGACAUGUGGACUUCAUACUCACAUGGAGGCAGGGUGUGGAGCACAGCCCUCUGCCCACCUCAUCUCCUGUAGCCAUGACCCUUACCCUCUCAGAAAGAACCUGAAGCCUUCCUCCGUGUGGGCUGAUCCUGCUCAGUGAACUGUCAUGCAGGAGCCCAGCCUAGUGGGCCAGUUGACUGAGGGCCAGGCCUGGUUGUUUCUUUAGCCUUUUCUCAUCUGAGGAGAGACCAAGAAGACUGGGGAGUUUUGGUAACUUGGUUACAGACUCCCAUGGACAGGUUCUGGUUUCUGGCACCUCAUGACCAAUUAGAAACCUAACUUGAAGUGGCCGGGGUUAGCUAUGUGAGGGAGGCCUCCCGCACUCUGGCCUCCCAGAGCACCAGGUGUUCCUUUCUCAAGGCUAAGGGAGAUGGUGGCAGCCAAAAGGUUGGUUGAAAGCCAGAUCUGCUAACAGAGCUGGUCUCCUGUGCCUCUUGUGCCCCCAGCUAGGAUCGUCACCCCUGCAAGGCCUGUCCUCCUCAGGUGCAGUCAGGAGGGCCCGCUGAGCCACCCCUGUGUACAGUGCUAGGGCUGACCGUUCCCAUUGCUCAUCUUCACUACAGCCAUUGAGAGGGAGUCUCAAACCCGACUGCCCUUUCUCUACCCUCUCUUAAUAGUUGAGAAACGAAGCUAAGAGUGUGGACCCGUGGUUCUCAAACUGGUGCACAGGCUCACCACGGGAAGUAGGGAGGCUGCGGCCAGCUGCAGGGUCACCUGGGGACCAAGGAUUGGAAGACCUCCCUACCCUAGUGUAUCCCUCCCCUGCCUUUCAGAUCUGACAGAUGAGAGGGGCAGACUCUCCAUGGGCUCACCAGUGCUUAGAGAUGCUGCCCAUUCAGCACUCCGACAGUCAUGGCAGCAAGCUGGCAGGAAAUUGUUGGUUGUCCCACCUUUUUCAGCUCCAUGGAUUUCUCGUGGCUCCUCCAGUAGAUGCCUGUCUACUGGCUUUUGGAAAAGGUAGUUUUUCAGUGAAACGUUGAGAUGGUUUGGGAUCAGGAUUAGAAACAGUUACUUCUGAGGGUGAGAGAUAUGAGGAGCUUCAGACUUUGCAAGUGGGGUCCUACAAAACUUUCCAGAAAACACCAGUGCCCAGGACUCCAGGUGGGGUGGAGAGUUUGGUCUCAAACUUGGUAUGCAACCGGGGAUGACCUUGAACUUCUGAUUUUUCUGCCUGUACUGCACAAGCGUUAGGAUUACAGGCCUGCACCACAAUACAGCUCUCCUCUGUACCUUUUGUGUGGUUGCAGAGGCCAGGAAUGUGGAGACCACACUCCCAGAGGGAGUCUGCUGUUGUGCCUGAGGUGUGAUCGGCUGAGUUUGAGAUCCCAUGUGCACCCUUUCUGAACACCCUGUGGACUCUGCCAUUUCAAGCCCACUUGAUGGCCUUUCCUCCCCCUAGCAUUCUGACGGUCCCUUUCACACUUAUGGUUUACACCAGUAUAAGCUGAGCAAUAACCACACUUCCUCGAUGAAGCAAAAGCACCAGGGAAGUCCCUUAGCCUGGGGUGGCGGCACAUAGACCCACCUCCUCCCCUGGCAGGCAGUGGAUAAGCAGUAUUCACAGUGUGGUGUGACCUGCAAGGAGGAAGGAGCUAGCUGAGAUGAAGGAGAUUCAGGUCAACAGUAGCCACAGUGGUCAGGAACCCUCAAAAUAAAAAAGAAAGCCAUUCUGAUCAGCCCUCCCCCCCUUUCCUCACAGCAAGUGCUCAGUUGGCCUAAGCCGCCUAACCCAGUACCUAGGUUAGAGCACCCAUUGCUGUGCCUUGCUGUCCCUGACCCCACACUCUGUACUUUUAGUUCUUGGCAAGCAGAAAUAGCCCAUCCACAGGGGUGGAUCUCCAUCAGAUGCCACACUGGAAACAGUCUCCUUGUCAGGAUUUGUCCAAGGGUAGGGCGGGGCACCUUCUCCUGGAGGGCCUUCGGCUCCUCCCCACACUACCACAGCACUAGUCCAUGCUCUGGGUACUGUAGUGACCUCGGAUUCCUCCGAGGGCCUUCUUGUUUUACCUAAUUUCAUCCCCCCAGAGUUUCUACCCCUGCGGCAUCUCCUGGACCCAAACACUAAGCCAUCUCACUGGGGAGCUAGUCCUGUCACCUGGUGUUGGCGUGCUGGUUGCUCACUUUGUUUUAGGGGCUGCACACCUGGUGUGUGCAAGUGUGUGUGUGUGUGUGUGUGUGUGUGUGUGUGUGCUGUUUGUGCCAUCUGUGUACCCUUCACAUUCCCUGGAGUACACUUGUUGGCACACUACAGUGGGGACAUCAAGAUGCAAUAUUUAUGGAUUGCUGCAUGAUUCCUAAAAGUGAAUAAAGCUGUUUACAAGGGAAGGGGAGCUGUUAACUACAAA
Messenger RNA from Peromyscus eremicus (cactus mouse), 4585 nucleotides. RefSeq names its product ring finger protein 157 (gene Rnf157). Gene Ontology annotation, molecular function: ubiquitin protein ligase activity. The transcript has 19 exons. Gene Ontology annotation, cellular component: cytoplasm. Gene Ontology annotation, biological process: protein ubiquitination. Lineage: Eukaryota; Metazoa; Chordata; Mammalia; Rodentia; Cricetidae. The coding region runs from base 66 to 2111 and encodes 681 amino acids. The record is from RefSeq and is a predicted model, not a curated record.